CCGUUUGAGAUGCUCUAAUCUCUACUUCUGCCCCCAAAUGUUAAGAGAUCAUUUCCUUCGUGCUUGAAUACUUCAAGCAAUCCUGUCGUUAUGUUGUACUGCUUUCAUGAUUUCAUGACUCCAUGAUGCUUCCACGAAAGCUUCUCGUUCUUUGGCUGGGCGUUGUUCCCGUCGUCCGGGCUCAACUGGAGCAGCCUCCCCUCAGAGCCAGAGCGUCUCUCUCCUUCUCUAAUAGGACAGCCUCGGGCACACUUCCCUCGACGCAAACCCCAGUUACACUCUUGGUAAACGUGACGGCCGUCACCACCUAUGUCACAAAAGGGCCCGAUGGCUUGGGAACAAUAAUCGGGAGUAAUUCCUCUGUGACCGUGACAAACACCUCGUUCAUGUUUAGCUACAAUGUGGGCGUGAACCCUCUCGCCACAUUGUCCAACCCAGCACCUGGUCCCUCUGAGACCGACAAUCCGUUGACUGGAACCGCUACCAUGACCGGCGGCGAGCUCGUGUAUGUAGACUCCGAGUCGAAAGUCUUUGACCACUGACUGAACCUUCCAACUAGGAAAUCGCCAGCUGCAUUUUACGUCUACAACUCUGUCAAAAUCAUUACUGCUGAAGCCGUCUAUGACGAGGGCGGGAACAUAAUCAUACUUCGGCGGACCAAGUAUCGCGGGCCAAGUCGUUUCCGAGUCAGAGUACGAAGGAGUGGUUUCGAC
This is a messenger RNA of Hyaloscypha bicolor E, 713 nucleotides long. RefSeq lists its product as uncharacterized. Bases 123 to 542 code for a protein of 139 amino acids. The record is from RefSeq and is a predicted model, not a curated record. Lineage: Eukaryota; Fungi; Ascomycota; Leotiomycetes; Helotiales; Hyaloscyphaceae. The transcript is spliced from 4 exons.